AUGGCACUUCUUGACAGCCUGCCGAACGUCGGCAUUCUCGCAAUAUCUGCAGUAGUUCUGUACUUUGCAACACAUGCCAUCUACAACCUCUACUUCCAUCCGCUCUCACAGCACCCAGGACCUUUCCUCAAUGCAAUCUCUCCCCUGCCUCGCCUCUGGCUGAACAUCAACGGCCGCGAACCUCAGACGGUCCUCAAGUGGCACCUCAAAUAUGGCCCUAUCGUUCGCAUGGCACCCAACGAGCUCUCAUUCAUCACUCCGGCCUGGAAGNAAAUCUACGGCUUCAAGAAGCCAGAACUGACCAAGGAUUGGACCAUGUAUGCGUUAUCCGAGAACACAAAGAGAUCCAUUCUUUUGUCGGGUGCCGACCACGGAAGACAGAGAAAGAUGCUGGCACCAGCAUUUAGUGAAAGAGCUUUGAAGUUGCAGCAGAGAAAACAACAUGCUAAUCACCCAACAGCUNUCGACACCAUUGCCGACCUGAUGUUUGGCAAACCUCUCGGUCUCUGCAAAGACAUGGAGUACUCGGACUGGCUCUCACAACUUUUCGUCUCCAUUUGGCUCGUUGGUUCCUCUCGCGCUCUUCAAUACUUCCCUAUCCUCUUCCGCCUCGCAACCAUGAUGAUCCCGAAACAUAUCCAGGACUCAGUCGACGCUUCCUACCAAAACACCGUCGACAAGGUGAACAAGCGUCUCGAGAUGAAGACCGAGAGACCCGACAUGUUGGGACUUAUGCUCAAGCACAAGGAAGAGGGCGCCGAGAUGACAAUGGACGAGUUGUAUGCGAAUGCCGAUUUGUUGAUGAUUGCUGGUACGGAGACCACAGCGACGAGUUUGUGUGGAUUGACGUGGCAUUUGUUGAACAACAAGCCUGUUCUUGAGCGCUUGACCAAGGAGAUCAGGGAGGCUUUCACCAGUAUCGACGACAUCACCAUGGAGUCAUUGCCGAGAUUACCUGUAAGUAACGUCGAAGCCAAGCUACGAGGGAAACAAGCUAAUCAGAACCUAGNNUACCUGUCUGCCUGCCUGGAAGAAGGCAUGAGAAUGUUCCCUGCCGUCCCCGAAGGUCUUCGUCGCAUCACCCCUGCCACAGGCGCAACCAUCAGCGGCCACUUAAUCCCAGCAAACGUACGUUGCCUUCCCUUUACCCCCACUUCACAACUCCCUACUAACCAUUCCCAUGCACACAGGNUCAAAGUCAGCAUCCCCCACUACGCAGCCUACCACCACCCCACCAACUUCUCCUCCCCCGAAACCUUUGCCCCCGAACGCUGGCUCCCCUCUUCCCAUUCCCUCUACACCACCGCCUACGCCUCCGACAAGAAAGAAGUAUAUCAGCCUUUCUCUGUGGGACCAAGAAACUGCAUCGGUCUAACACUGGCAUAUCAUGAGAUGAGAUUGAUCAUGGCGAAUUUGCUGUGGCAUUUUGAUGUACAGCUUGCAAAGGAGGCGAGAAUGGAUUGGUUGGAUCAGACUACGCAUUUGGUGUGGGACAAGAAGCCUUUGCCUGUGAGGAUUUUGCCCAGAGGUGAGAUCCUGGGGUAG
Messenger RNA from Aureobasidium vineae, 1545 nucleotides. NCBI's taxonomy places the organism in Eukaryota, Fungi, Ascomycota, Dothideomycetes, Dothideales, Saccotheciaceae. The record is from the annotation of a GenBank genome assembly.